CGGAGGAGGUCGGCGUCGGGCGCGUGCCCCCCGCCACUGCUGGCCGUGCAUGGGGGUCCGCAGCCUGCGGGCGGCGGCCAGGGCCCUGAGGAGAGCCUGCGGACCGUGGACCCCGCGCCUGGGACCGCGCCUUCUCUGGUCGCCCCCCAUGGCUGGGAACGUGAAGGCCCCCGCCCCCGUGGGGGCCGGGCAGGAGCAGGACAGGAAGGCCCGGAGUGGCUGGCAGGGCGGGGCCAGGACCUGGGAGGAAACGGAGCAGCAGGCGAAAAAGCUCAAGAGCAGCGGCGCCGAGUUCGGGGAGCAGCGCAGGAAGCUGCCCAAGCGGAAGAUUGUGUUGCUCAUGGCCUACUCGGGGAAGGGCUACCAUGGCAUGCAGAGGAAUGUUGGGUCCUCGCAAUUCAAGACCAUCGAGGAUGACUUGGUGUCCGCCCUGGUCCGGUCAGGCUGUAUUCCUGAAAAUCAUGGUGAAGACAUGAGGAAAAUGUCCUUCCAGCGGUGCGCCCGGACAGACAAGGGUGUGUCCGCAGCUGGCCAGGUGGUGUCCCUGAAGGUGUGGCUGAUUGACGACAUUUUAGAAAAGAUCAACAGCCACCUUCCGUCUCACAUUCGGAUAUUGGGACUGAAGAGAGUCACGGGCGGCUUCAACUCCAAGAACAAAUGUGACGCCAGGACCUACUUCUACAUGCUGCCCACGUUUGCCUUCGCCCACAAGGACCGCGACGUGCAGGACGAGACCUACCGGCUGAGCGCAGAGACGCUGCAGAGGGUGAACAGGCUCCUCGCCUGCUACAAGGGCACCCACAACUUCCACAACUUCACCUCGCAGAAGGGGCCCCGGGAGCCCAGCGCCCAGCGCUACGUCCUGCACGUGUGCUGCGAGGAGCCCUUCGUGCGGGAGGGCAUGGAGUUCGCGCUGAUCAAGGUGAAGGGGCAGAGCUUCAUGACGCACCAGAUCAGGAAGAUGGUCGGCCUGGUGGUGGCCAUCGUCAAAGGCUAUGCCCCCGAGAGCGCGCUGGAGCGCAGCUGGGGGGAGGCGAAGGUGGACGUGCCCAAGGCGCCGGGGCUUGGCCUCGUCUUGGAGCGGGUGCACUUUGAGAGGUACAACCAGCGCUUCGGCAACGACGGACUGCACGAGCCGCUGGACUGGGCACGCGAGGAGGCGGAGGUCGCGGCCUUCAAGGAGCAGCACAUCUACCCCACCAUCGUCAGCACUGAGCGGCACGAGAGGUCCAUGGCGCAGUGGCUGAGCACCCUGCCCGUGCACGACUUCAGCGCCACUGCCCACGCGGCAGCCGGCCCAGGCGCCGAGGUCCCCAGCCCCCUGGAAGGCAGUGAAGGGGACGGAGACAGCGACUGAGGCACGGGCCGCCCACCAGAGCGUCUUGGAGUUGGUCUGCGAUAGGGCUGCAUUCCUCGCUGAGACAGGAGAGCCUAGCUCUGGCCUCACAACCUCAGGAUCUGGAGACCUGCAUCACUGCGUUUUCAUCCAGGGAGAACCUGCCGCAAAUCUCUUUUCAGCUUGUGUGUAGACUACAUACACUUCAGCAUGUAAAGAGACUUUUUGUGUGUGUGUGUGUGUGAGGAAGACUAGCCCUGAGCUAACAUCUGUGGCCAAUCCUCCUCUUUUUUGCUGAGGAAGAUUGGCCCUGGGCUAACAUCCGUGCCCAUCUUCCUCUACUUUAUAUGGGAUGCCACCACAGCAUGGCUUGACAAGCGGUGCGUCGGUGGGCGCCCAGGAUCUGAACCUGCGAACCCUGGGCCGCUGAAGCGCAGCGCAAGCACUUAACCGCUGUGCCACCCACCGGACCUGAAGACACUAUUUUUUUAAAGAAGCAAUUUUCUUAUUAAAUAAGUACGAACUUUG
This is a messenger RNA of Diceros bicornis minor, 1864 nucleotides long. It is a transcript of the gene PUS1, whose product is annotated as pseudouridine synthase 1. Gene Ontology annotation, molecular function: pseudouridine synthase activity; RNA binding. The transcript is spliced from 6 exons. NCBI's taxonomy places the organism in Eukaryota, Metazoa, Chordata, Mammalia, Perissodactyla, Rhinocerotidae. The record is from RefSeq and is a predicted model, not a curated record. The coding region runs from base 50 to 1357 and encodes 435 amino acids. Gene Ontology annotation, cellular component: nucleus. Gene Ontology annotation, biological process: tRNA pseudouridine synthesis; mRNA pseudouridine synthesis.